AUGUCCGAGUCAGUUGAGUCAGAUAAGAUGGUAACCUUGAUGAGUUCUGACGGAGAAACUUUUGAGGUUGAUGAAGCUGUUGCGCUACAAUCUGGCACGAUUAAGCAUAUGAUUGAAGAUGGUUGUGCUGAUAAUGCUUUACUUAUACCAAACGUGACAAGCAAUAUCUUGGCUAAAGUUAUAGAGUAUUGCAAGAAACACGUCGAAGGAGAAACCCAUCAAGGAGAUGAUCAUCGUCGGCGACGUACUGUGGAGGAAGAUCUUAAGAACUGGGAUGCUGAGUUUAUUAUUAAGGUCGAUGACUACAUCCUGUUCGAUCUUAUCUUAGCAGCAAAUUAUCUGAACAUCAAGGGCUUGUUGGAUCUGACUACCCAGAAAGUUGCGGAUACGAUCAAGGGUAAGACAUCAGAGCAGAUCCGCAAGUAUUUCUACAUUAAGAAUGACUUCACCCCAGAGGAAGAAGACAAGGUCAGAAAGGAGUACGAAUGGGCUUUCGAAUGA
Papaver somniferum (opium poppy) is the source of this 501-nucleotide messenger RNA. Its product is annotated as SKP1-like protein 1A. Gene Ontology annotation, cellular component: cytoplasm; nucleus. The record is from RefSeq and is a predicted model, not a curated record. The transcript has 2 exons. Bases 1 to 501 code for a protein of 166 amino acids. Gene Ontology annotation, biological process: SCF-dependent proteasomal ubiquitin-dependent protein catabolic process. NCBI's taxonomy places the organism in Eukaryota, Viridiplantae, Streptophyta, Magnoliopsida, Ranunculales, Papaveraceae. Gene Ontology annotation, molecular function: cullin family protein binding.